Messenger RNA from Topomyia yanbarensis, 2502 nucleotides. Its product is annotated as protein FAM161A. The record is from RefSeq and is a predicted model, not a curated record. Gene Ontology annotation, cellular component: cilium. NCBI's taxonomy places the organism in Eukaryota, Metazoa, Arthropoda, Insecta, Diptera, Culicidae. The coding region runs from base 188 to 2392 and encodes 734 amino acids. The transcript has 3 exons. Gene Ontology annotation, biological process: cilium organization.
CGUGGGCCCAUCAACUUCAGAAAAUAGAACCUUUUCCGUUACUAUGCAACUUCUUUAAGAAAACAAACAAGAAUUUUCUUCCAUUCGCACAACAGUGAAAAUUCCUUUGGAAAAUUGUUCCAAAAAAUUCCAAUAUGCCUCCAGCGAAAAUGGCACUGCUAAUACGCUCAUCCUAAAACCCGCAGCGAUGUCCAGCCACGGAAGGUCAGUGUUCUUAAACUCAUGUAUCAAGAAACCUUUGAAUCCGCGAAAUAGACAUCCCAACCCGUCCUAUCUAGUGCCACAGUGCAGUCUGGACCGUGGUUUGGACGAUCCGCAAGUGCAGGACAAUAUGAAUGCAAUCACGCGCAAAAAGGCGAACAGCAAGUGUCCACUCGCACGCACAGGACAUCAACGCCGGACCAAGUGUUGUUCGAUUACACACCAGCUGCGAAAAGAAACGGACAAUUUUCAAUCGCUAGUCAAAUUCUACGACAGUAUCCCGGACUAUAACGAGCUGAAUCAUUUACCAAACGAGGAAUUUUACUGCAAGUUAAAUACGCUUCGUAAGAAACAUCGAGAGCUUCGAUUCAAUUGUGCAGAUGAUGGGUUCGACCCGGUUUGUCCGAAAGCAAUGAAAAUGCCUACAACUGAAUCGGUUGAGCCAACCGAAAAAACCGUGAAAAGCCACCUCGAGGAUAACGAAUCGCUCCACUCCUGGAGUAAAUCCCCACCUGCACACUGUGGCGGAAUACUCAACGCAAAUCGAAAAGGUUUGGUCAAGUCAGUACGCAUAGAAGAUACGAAACGUGAUGGUGACGAUGAUUCUGAAACUAAGGUUGCUCGUAGGAAAUUCCGUGCUGGAACACCAUUCGCUUCCGAUCCAGAGGACAGUACGAGAAACGCUUCGACCAGUACAACGCCAGUCAAUUCAGAUUUUGUUGAACGUUACGAUCGAUAUGUUAGGCAAAGUCUUCGCAGUAAGUCGGCCUCUCCAAUCCGAGAUUAUUCCAAAAUAACGAUCCCGCAACCGUACAAAAUGACCCAACGUGAUGAAGAGGAACGCACUCUUCAGGAACUACUAAUAGCAAGCAAGAAUGCCUUCUCAUCCAAAGAAAGCCUCGAUAAACCCUCGGCCCGUCAGAUCAAAGCAAACCCAGUUCCGAUAACUUCUCGCAUACCCCUGUUUGAUAGUAUCAUGGCAGAACAGGAUUACCGAAACCGUCUAGCGAAACUGAACUCGGAAAUUGAACUACAGCAACAGAUGAAACCAUUCCAUUUCAGCGAACGGCUCAAUCGUCCCAACAGCCGCUGUCUUAGUAGAAGCCUAUCCUCACCGGCCCUGCUAACCACUGGUUUUGAAACAAGAUGCAAACUAACGCCGCCGUUCAAAGCUAAACCAUGCCCAAAGAAUUUAUUCAGCAACUACUUCUAUUUCAAAAUGUGGGAAGACCAAUACUUCCGGGAUAUGAGUAAACGGAUACGGGCGGAGGAACUGAUGAAGCAAGCAUCGCUACCUCCGUCUAUGGCACGCCGAGACCGAGCACUGCUUAAAAGUUCCAGACAAGCUGGCCCGCGCGGGGAGGAUUCAGCAGAUUCCACGGGGAAAAGUAAGCGGAAGCGUAAAUCCAAGCGCAGUGCCAAGCGAAAAAAGAACGUCGAGGAAAGAUGUUCGGAGUUCUUCAGUCGGGUGAAUGGGGCGGUGGCGUACGAGGAUCGCGCGAAGGUCGCAGUUAAGCCACUCUACCCGUCCAGUAACUCAAGCUACGGUACGAGCGGAGACGCAAACCAGCUAGCGUGUGAUGCGACUCCGAUUUACCCCGUCAACCGUCCGAAUCUGGCGGCAACGCUGCGCACAGAGUGGUGCCGGAAGAAACUUCGCAACAUGGAACUCGACGAAACAGCCGGGAACGCCAAAAAGGCGUCCAAGUUUGAGUGGGGUGUAAAAAAAAGCCAAGCGUUUCAGAACUUGAAUCUUGAUACCACUCACCAGGAGGAAGUAAAUUUGAGACUAGCGACACGUCGAGCGGAGCAACGGCUUCGCCAGGAAGAGCAUGCCAUAAACAUGGAGCUGAUGAGACAACGGGUUAAAGCAGCACCUUUGCUACUGGAGGGUCCUCCCCAGUGGGGUCCACGGCUUGGCCACGUGACUCAUCGGUGUUUGACCGGUGCCAAAAAUGAUCCACUGUUACACAAAUCGAGCAAAACCAAAAAAAGCUUGACCAAUGGAAGACGGCGCGGUUCGGCUAGCUGUAGCCAAACGGUCAACGAUGAUCGAAAUGAGAGCCCGGGUGAGAAGCAUCGCAGUUCCAGUGGGAGUAAGAUCAGUAAUUAUUCGUUGGAAUCGUUCGACCAGAGUAGUUCAAAACUUUAUGACAGCGUUAUACUGGGCAAGUUGGAGGACGGUAUGUAAAAGUUUAACGGAUGUCAUUCCCGGGUGUGAACAAUCAACUUGUUUAAUGUUUAGUUCUGCUUAUGUGCAAUCCAUUUAAAUGCGUACAAAUAAAGAUAACACGUGUGCUA